AUGCCGUCCACUCGCCAGCGCAACACUGUCCUGGCUGCAGCUGCCACCGCGUCUGCCGGCGCUCUCACCUUCGUGGCACCCCCGAGCACGCCCAGUGCCGCGCGCAUCGAGCCAGGUGUCGCGGCUGGCCAUGCUGCGCAGGCCCAGCCCCAGACCUCCAUGGGUGCCGCCACCGUGGGCGCGGCGGUGCUCGCGGCGGGCUGCGCCGCUCGGGUGACAGCGAAGGGCAAGGGGCAGCGCAAGGCCGUGAAGGUGGCAGCGGUCAGCACCGACACGGAGGUGGAGACCGACUGCAUCAACUCAAUCCGCUUCCUGGCAGUUGAUGCCGUGAACAAGGCCAACUCUGGCCACCCGGGCGCACCUAUGGGUCAAGCUCCGAUCGGUUACCUCCUCUUUGCGGAGGAGAUGGCCUACAACCCCAAGGACAGCAGCUGGUGCAACCGUGAUCGUUUCGUGCUGUCCUCUGGCCAUGGCUGCAUGCUUCAGUACUCCCUGCUGCACUUGGCCGGCUAUGACAGUGUCGCCAUGGAUGACCUGAAGCAGUUCAGGCAGUGGGGCUCGAAGACUCCUGGCCACCCGGAGAACUUCGAGACUGACGGCAUCGAGGUCACCACCGGCCCGCUAGGAAUGGGCAUCUCCAACGCCGUUGGCCUGGCUGCAGCGGAGGCGCAUCUCGCGGCCGCCUACAACAAGCCGGACUUCACCCUCAUCGACCACUACACCUACACCAUUGCCGGUGAUGGCUGCAUGCAGGAAGGCAUCUCUCACGAGGCCUGCGCCUAUGCCGGCCAUCUGGGCCUCGGGAAGCUCAUUGCCUUCUAUGAUGACAACGGCAUCACCAUCGAUGGCCACACCGACCUCUCCUUCACGGAGGAUGUCGGCAAGCGCUUUGAGGCCUACGGCUGGCAGGUGCUGGUCGUUGACAAGGGCGAUGAGGACGUCGACGCCAUCCGCAAGGCCAUUGCUGAGGCCAAAGCCUGCACCGACAAGCCCACGCUCAUCAAGGUGAAGACCACCAUUGGCUUCGGCUCGCCCAACAAGGCCGACAGCCAUGAUGCGCAUGGUGCCCCCCUGGGCGCAGACGAGGCCGAGGCGACGCGCAAGCAGCUGUCUUGGAACUACGGCGAGUUCGAGGUCCCCGAGCAUGUCUACGCAGCCUUCAAGAAGCAGGCCGAUGCUGGCGCUGCCAAGCAGGCUGAGUGGGACAAGCUCUUCGCCGCCUACAAAGAGAAGGAGCCCGAGUUGGCCGCGCAGUUCGAGCGUGCGGUGCUCAACAGGAAGCUGCCAGAGAACUGGGAUGAGUGCCUUCCCAAGCUGACCGAGAAGGACAACGGCAAGGCCACGCGCUUGCACUCUCAGGACUGCCUCAACGCCAUUGCGCCGGUGCUGCCGGAGUUCAUGGGUGGCUCCGCCGACCUUGCGCCUUCCAACAUGACCCUGAUGAAGUGCACGGGCGAUUUCCUGAAGGACAGCUACUCAGAGAGGAACUUCCGCUUCGGCAUUCGCGAGUUCGGCAUGGGCGCCGUCUGCAACGCCUUGUCGUUGGACAAGACAGGCAUCAUCCCCUACUGCGCCACCUUCACCAUCUUCACGGACUACAUGCGCUCCGCCAUCCGUAUUGCCGCCCUGUCCCAGGCAGGCACCAUCUUCGUGACCACGCACGACUCCAUUGCCGUCGGUGAGGAUGGCCCCACGCACCAGCCCAUUGAGACCAUCCCUUCCCUGCGACUGAUCCCUGACCUGACCGUGAUGCGACCGGCCGAUGGCAACGAGACCGCUGGGGCCUACAAGUACGCGGUGGAGCGCUCCAAGAAUGAGUCCCGGCCGACCAUGAUGGCUUUCUCCCGCCAGGCGCUGCCGAACCUCCCCAACUCCUCCAUCGAGAACACCCUGAAGGGCGCGUACGCGGUGGUGGAGUGCUCGGACCCAGAGGUCAUCAUCGUUGGCACGGGCUCUGAGGUCCACGUCUGUGUCGAUGCCGCCAAGUCAAUGGACCAGAAGGUCCGUGUCGUGUCCAUGCCUUCCGUCGAAGUCUUCCGUGCUCAGUCUGACAGCUACAAGGAGUCGCUGCUUCCAAAGGGUGUCCCCACCCUGAGCGUGGAGGCCGCCUGCACCUCCGGCUGGGGCGAGUUUUCCACCGCGCAGGUGGGUAUCAACGUCUUUGGCGCUUCCGCGCCGGGUGGCACCUGCCUGGAGAAGUUCGGCUUCACUGCGGAGAACGUCAAGGAGUGCGCAGAGAAGUGCCUCAAGGGCGAGACGGGCGUCCUUUCCGAUGGCACCCAGGGCAAGGCUUUGGACCCCGUCUACGUGGAGUCCGUGGUGUCUCGCGCAGUGGAGCACAUGGUGGAGCCGGGGAGCAAGAACGCAGACCUCCAAGAGCUGUGCCGAAGCUCCCGACAAGCCCUCCGCCGAUGGGUGAAGCAACAGCAGCGUGCUGGCGAGGCAGGCAAGCAGCCGCAGAUGACCGUGCAGUGGCUGCAGAGGCACUCCAAGGUGUCCCAGUGCAAGCUCUGGAAGGACCUCGCCGGUACGGAGGCCUCCGCGCAGCUCGCAGCCGCCCUCAAAGGCAUUGCAGCAUGGUUUCAGGAGUGGCAGCAGUCAGCCACCCACGACACCCUGAAUGCCUACGUGCGCCACCUUUCCCUUGCCUCGGAGCCGGCGACGCAUCCCCGGGUGCAGCGGAUGGUGCUCCGUGUCCUGCGCCUCGCGGCCAAGCGCCGUGGGCUGGCGCCUGAAGCCCUCGCGGACGCGUUGGCACAGCUGGACACCCGGUUGCUCGAGCCAGUGUUGCCACAGAUCCUGGCUUACAUGAACAGUCCGCCAGACGACUCCGGCAUGAGCCUUGCGGCGGCAGGCUUGUACUCUCGGGUGGCCACCGCGUCUCCUCACGCAGCACUCUUUCCUGCCUUGGCCGCACAGCCGCCCCGGGGACGUGGUGCUGAGGCAUCUGGCGCGGCCAAGGCCAAGGAGAUCGUCGCCAAGCUGCAUCCAGAGCUGCUGCCCACGGCCGAACUCUUCGCCACGUCGCUGAAUGCCAUGGCCAUCCCGAUCGAUGAGGUCGCCCUGCGCCUGCUACACCUGGCCGAGAGCUUCCUGGCCAGUCGGCCGCCCGAGCAGGUGGUGGAAGCGGCAGGGAUGAUCUUGAGGCACUUCGCGUCGCUUCUGGACCUCCUCGACUCUGGUGUGGGGGAGGAGUGCUGCUUCCGAAGUGUGCUCCCCGCCAGCGAAGACGACGAAGUCCUGGCGUUCAUGGGCUGCAUGCCGAGUUUGACCACGACCUACGCACGAAGGUUCCUCUCCAUGUUCUUGCCGCCGCUCCGGCGGCUUCUGUUCCUUCACCGCCCGCACCUGGCAAGAAUGUCGCAGUCCAACUCCGCCAAGACCGAGCUGGCGAGGAGUCUCCUCUCGCACCUCCGGCUCCUCCAGCGUACCUGCAGCCACUUCGCCCGAGCCAGCGCCGUCCCCCUGGCGGAGCUUGCGCCCGCCUUGCUGGGAAUGUUCCAGGAUGAAUCCGGGGCAUUGCGCGCAUCCGACGUGGUGCUUCCCAUUCCGACGCACGCAGCUGGGGCCGCGCAAGGGUGGAUGCUGACCGCAGCGCUGACCAUGGUGCCCAGAGCAGAUAUGCCGCACCCGAAUUGGGCUGAGUGCACUUUGCAGCUCGCUUGGGGCAAGGUGGGCUGCAAGAGCAAUGCUUUAGAGCUCGAUCUGUAG
Symbiodinium natans is the source of this 3711-nucleotide messenger RNA. Lineage: Eukaryota; Dinophyceae; Suessiales; Symbiodiniaceae. The record is from the annotation of a GenBank genome assembly.